Messenger RNA from Eremothecium gossypii ATCC 10895, 2427 nucleotides. RefSeq names its product mitofusin (gene FZO1). The record is from RefSeq and is marked provisional. Gene Ontology annotation, biological process: mitochondrial fusion. The transcript has a single exon. Gene Ontology annotation, cellular component: mitochondrial outer membrane. Gene Ontology annotation, molecular function: GTP binding; GTPase activity. NCBI's taxonomy places the organism in Eukaryota, Fungi, Ascomycota, Saccharomycetes, Saccharomycetales, Saccharomycetaceae. Bases 1 to 2427 code for a protein of 808 amino acids.
AUGAGCGAAGAUAAGCGAAACGGCAAGGACGCACCGUGGGAGCUGUCGUAUGGGCGUGAUGGUGCGGGCUUUAACGGAGACGAUUUGGACAAAUUUCUUGAGCAUGGGUCCAAAGCAGCGCGGCGGGCCUCGAACGAACAGCUUGUGUCAUCACACCUCUCACAGUGGAACUAUAACCAGAAUCGGGGAGCGUUGAUGCAGGGCAUCGAGGAGGCAUCAGAGCUGGUGAGCGAUUUGGUGCGGGAGAACGAUGAGAGACCGAUGCAUGUGCCAGACAAUGAUCUACAGAUUUUACAAGUGAGCUUGAGGUUGGAUGGCAACUGGAAGGAUGACUUGACGCUUGACAAGGAGGCGUUGGCACAGAUUUUCAAGACACGCGCCACCUCUGCGCUCGAGCAUCUUGCGAAGUUGCUGGUUCGCGUGCAGGACACCUCUUCGAAGGUGUUCAUCACGGGCGACCUCAACGCGGGCAAGUCGACGUUGUGUAACGCUUUGUUGAGGAAACGGCUUCUACCCGAGGACCAGCUUCCGUGCACGAAUGUUUUUUGCGAGAUACUUGAGGCCCGCGAGAACGAGAACGUAGAGCAGGUACAUGCCAUUCCUGUUUCCAUCGCAGCAACUGUGAAGGAGGCCUACGACGCGUAUAAUAUCCUGGACCAGACUACGUAUCAGGUAUUCCCACUUGAGAAGCUUAACAGUCUUGUGCACAAGAACACAGAGUACUCGCUUCUAAAGAUAUACAUACGCGAUGACCAGCGGCCUGCAGAAUCCAGCUUGUUGAGAAAUGGCACUGCUGAUAUCGCUUUGAUCGACUCGCCCGGGCUAAACAUGGACUCUGUGCAGACGACUGAGGUUAUGUCGCGUCAGGAGGAAAUCGAUUUGGUGAUAUUUGUCGUUAAUGCCGAAAAUCAGUUGACCUUGUCAGGGAAAGAGUUCAUUUCUACAGCUUCCAAGGAGAAGAAGUUAAUGUUUUUUGUUGUGAAUAAGUUCGACCAUAUCAAAGACAAACAGCGUUGCAAGAAAUUAAUUUUAGACCAGAUUAAAGAGAUUUCGCCGGAGACCUACAAACAAUCUACAGAGUUUGUCCACUUCAUCUCCAGCGAGGGUGUAUUUAUUGAUGAUUCAAAUGGAAAUCCGGAUGGUAGUGACCCAGAUGAUAAUGAUAAUGAUAAUGAAAAUCGUCAUGAACCAGACCCAGACUUUGAUGGCUUGGAAAACAGCUUGCGUAACUUUGUGUUGAAGAAGCGGUCGCUAUCUAAAUUGCUGCCCGCUAAGACGUACCUAAUGAAAUUGUUGUACGAUAUCGAAAAGAUCUCCUUGUGGAACGUUCACGUUUAUAAGGAAGAAGAAAACCAGCUAACGUCCGAGUUGGAAGAGCUAGCUCCAGUCAUCAACGGCACAAGAACGCACUGUUCAAAACUCACCGAAGCGGUCGACAGGAAGACUGACGAACUUGUUAAUGACGUUUACGACUUCACCAAAAGACGCAUUUUAUCUUCACUCGAAGUUACUCAUAGCGAUUUCCCUCGCUACGAUGGCCUUUCAAAUAUCCAUGACUAUAUUUUUAGGGCCAGACAAUAUAUUAUCGACCAGAUCAAGUCCAGCGUUGUGAGCAGCGAGUUGUAUGCUAGGAACUCUACUCAGCAGGUUGUGAACGAAAUCAACGAGUUGGCCAAGAACGAGCUAGGCAACGACUUCAUGUCUGACCGUGUAUUCCAAAGUGACCUCAUGUUCUCCAGAAAAAAACAUUCUCUAGGGAAGAAGCUCAGCGUGCCUUUCAAUGUCCAAGAUCUCUGGGCACCCUCCUGGGAUGGCUUCCUCUCAUACGUCACAUGUGGUUUUCAGGUGUGGAAUUCUGGCGUUUCUACCGAACCGGUAAAGUCACACGAGCUCACGGACCGCCUAGGCCUCUCCACUUACUCCAUCAACAAGUACUGGACCUCACCCUCUUUGCUUCUUACGUCACGCAUCCCAGCUCUUGCGGUCUACUCCUACGGUGGUGUUAAGCUAGUCACCAACCUUCUACUCUACGGAACGCGCUUUUUCAGUUGGCAGUCCCUUCGUAAGAUUUCCACCUCGUUGCUGCUUGUGGGUUCCGCGCUCGGCGCUGCAUACAUCAUCAGUGACUUACCGCGUGCCCUUCCAAUUAAUUUAUCUAACAACUACAGAAAGAAGUUGCACGACCUGGACUACAUCCAUGCCAACGCUGACCGCAUUUCGAAGGAGGUACGCGAGGUCCUAAAAAUCCCUACCCGGGAGGUGGUUAAGUCCUGUGAGCUCGUUCUCGACAAGAAACAAGAACAGAAAAGGAAGCUUGAGGUCAAGAUGCAAAACAACGCCUUGAGCGUCGAUUUUUUCCACCGUUUAGCACAGAGAGCAUCUGUGCACAGAGGGAUGGUUGAAGAAAUUAACUUAGAAGUAGACUAA